GUGGUUCAGAAAAACAGAGGGUGGCCUUAUAAAUUCACUUGCUUGCUCAAUCACACAACCGGUAGACAACAGUGAGCAGACAUCCUCUCACCCUUCAAUAAAUUCACCACCAUUUUUGAACUCAGCACCCAAAUCUAACAUAACCCUUAUUACAAACUGAAGAAGAUGAUGGUAGUUGAGUCAAUUGAGAAUCAGGAGGCGAUCGGUGAUGGUGGUCAUGAAUGUAACAGUACAUCUUUUGAACAGAAAGCUUCGAUUGAUAGUAAUGGCGUUUCAUUUCAUCGAACAGUUGGUGUGCUUCACAUUGCUCUUAAUCGCGUGAGUAAGUGGUGUAUUCUUGUAAGCUUUGGCGGAUUCAUUCUCUUGAGAGAUGAUAAUCAAGCACUAUGGGCUGUUCUAGGCUCUGUUCUAAACGUCGUUUUAUCAUUCACUCUGAAGAAGAUUAUAAAUCAAGAACGACCCGUUUCUGAAGUGUGUUGUGGCCCUGGAAUGCCAUCUUCACAUGCUCAAUCCAUUUCGUUUGCCACCAUUUUCAUGAUUCUUUCAAUCGUUGGAUGGGUGGGAUUGAACGGAUAUUCAGCUAUUCUGAGUGGACUCAUUAUAGCAGUUGGUGUAUAUUUUACAUGGCUACGUGUUCUAUUACGUUAUCACACUACCAGCCAAGUGGUCGUGGGGGCAAUUGUGGGCUCUAUAUUUUCUAUCGUAUGGUUUUCCACAUGCGAUAUUAUGGUCCUAAAUGCAUUGACUGAUGUGAAUCAAAAUACCAACUUCCAUACUAGCCUGACCACCUGUUUUGAGAACAAGUUCCAAUGCAUGCUUCCUUAG
Molecule: messenger RNA, 825 nt
Organism: Lactuca saligna
Lineage: Eukaryota; Viridiplantae; Streptophyta; Magnoliopsida; Asterales; Asteraceae
Source: the annotation of a GenBank genome assembly